AUGUCGGCUCUGCAUUCGGCUCUGCUCCUCCUGCUCUUCAGUGAUCCAGCAAACGCUCUCCGGCUGCUGCCGCCAUGCGCCUCGCCAUGCGCCUCGCCAUGCGCCGCGCCUCGCCAUGCGGUCCGAUCGGCUGUCGUAGCAAAGGCGCCCGCCUUCGCCGCGAAACCGGAGGCUGCUCAAGCACUUGUGGAGAAGCCGGCGGGCGAGGAGGCAAAAGCACCUGCCCCGUCUCCGUCGCCACUUCCGCCGUCGUACCCAUCCUACUCGGCAGCCAACUGGUUUGACACACCCGACACGGAGCCCAAGGCGCCCGACCCCGGACCGGAGGAAGUGGUCGAGGCGGCAGAGGUCGAGGCGGCAGAGGCCGCAGAGCCUCCAGCCUCGAAGAAGGCGGCUGCCAAGGCGAAGGGGCGGGCGGCCAAGCCUCCCGCCAAGCCGAAGAAUGCGGCCUCCAAGCCGGCCAGCCGGGCGGUGAGGCCCGCAGCCGCUCCCGCUCCCGCAGCAGCAGCAGCAGACGCACUGCCCGCCGCCAUCCGCGUUGGCUCUCAGCUGCCGCCCGAUCUGACGGUCGAAAUUGCGGUGCGGUCGAAAGGGCGGCAAACCAUCCCGCCCACCACGACGCUCGGCGCGCUGCUGGGGAGCGGCACGUCCGUCCUGGUCGGCAUGCCCGGCGCCUUCACGCCCACCUGCAACGACAAGCACCUGCCCGGCCUGAUGAAGGCCGCCGGCCGCUUCGCCCGCCUCGGAGUCUCCAACGUCGCCGUCGUCACCACAAACGACCGUUUCGUGAAUGCGGGCUGGGCCGAGGCAGUGGCGGCGGCGGCGGGCGUCGACAGCCCAAACAUCACCAUGGUCUCCGACCCGGACGGCGCCCUCGUUGGCGCGCUGGGCCUGUCCGGCGACAUGGGCAGCGGGCUGGGCGCGCGGUCGCAGCGAUUCGCCCUCGUGAGUGAGGAGUCGACCGUGGACCCGGGGUUGGACCGUCUCUCCAAGACGUCGGCGGAGGCGCUCGGCUCCUACCUCGACCCGGCGCAGGCGGCCAGCGCGGCAGCGGCUCUCGCGGCGGCAGUCCUCGGCGCCAGCGCGGCCGAGGUGGCCAAGGAGGCGUUUUCGCGCGAGGCGGCUCCGAAGGAGGCACCGGAGGCUGCGCCGGAGGCCGCAAAGCCGCAGACCAAGGCGGAGGCGCGCGGGGAGGCUGCGGGCGCUGGAAAGGAGGAGCCGAGGGCGGCGGCCGCCCAAAGCGAGGCCGUCGCCGACUUCAUGAAGACGCUCAAGGCGAGCCUGAAGGAGUGA
This is a messenger RNA of Emiliania huxleyi CCMP1516, 1293 nucleotides long. RefSeq lists its product as hypothetical. Gene Ontology annotation, cellular component: cytoplasm. Gene Ontology annotation, biological process: cell redox homeostasis; hydrogen peroxide catabolic process; cellular response to oxidative stress. The coding region runs from base 1 to 1293 and encodes 430 amino acids. Lineage: Eukaryota; Haptophyta; Isochrysidales; Noelaerhabdaceae. Gene Ontology annotation, molecular function: thioredoxin peroxidase activity. The record is from RefSeq and is a predicted model, not a curated record. The transcript has 4 exons.